Messenger RNA from Trifolium pratense (red clover), 1322 nucleotides. Its product is annotated as GDSL esterase/lipase At4g28780-like. The record is from RefSeq and is a predicted model, not a curated record. Lineage: Eukaryota; Viridiplantae; Streptophyta; Magnoliopsida; Fabales; Fabaceae. The coding region runs from base 29 to 1180 and encodes 383 amino acids. Gene Ontology annotation, molecular function: hydrolase activity, acting on ester bonds. The transcript is spliced from 5 exons.
CAUAGUCCUAGUAGAAUACAAAACAAAAAUGUGUGACAAUUUCUCAACUAAUUCUCAUCUCAACAUCAUAAUGAGAAACAUGAGAGUAGUUUUUAUCACUUUCAUCUUUGUGUUGGUCACUAUCAGCAUGAUUGUUCCAAAGACAGUUGAAGCAACUCGUGCUUUCUUUGUGUUUGGUGACUCACUCGUUGACAAUGGCAACAAUAAUUAUUUGCCAACCACGGCACGUGCCGACUCUCCUCCGUAUGGCGUUGACUAUAUGCCCACUCGUCGCCCCAGCGGCCGCUUCUCCAACGGCUUCAAUCUCCCUGACCUUAUCGGGCAGCAUAUUGGACUAUCUGAACCAACAUUGCCAUACUUGAGUAAUGAAUUGACCGGACAAAAGUUAUUAGUUGGGGCCAAUUUUGCUUCAGCAGGGAUUGGAAUCCUUAAUGACACUGGCAUUCAAUUUGUAGAAAUAUUGAGAAUGUUUCAACAAUUUUCUAUGUUUGAACAGUACAAAGAAAGAUUGAGUGGAGAAGUAGGGGAAGUGGAGGCAAGUAGAAUUGUGAAUGGAGCAUUGGUACUUAUUACACUUGGUGGUAAUGACUUUGUCAACAAUUAUUUUCUCACUCCAUUUUCUCCUAGGUCUCGUCAAUUCAACGUGCCACAAUUCUGCACUUAUAUUAUCUCCCACUAUCAAAAUAUUCUUAUGAGGUUGUUUGAGUUGGGAGCUAGAAGGGUGCUUGUGACAGGAGCUGGCCCAUUGGGUUGUGUUCCUGCUCAGCUUGCUACUAGGAGCUUAAAUGGAGAGUGUGUAAAUGAGAUACAACAAGCUGCUCAAUUUUUCAACCAACUUUUGUUUCAACUGAUUAAAGACCUCAACACCCAACUAGGUUCUGAUGUAUUUAUUGUUGCAGAUGCUUACCAAAUGAAUAUGAAUUUCAUCACCAACCCUCAAAGCUUUGGUUUUGUUACAUCAAAGAUAGCUUGUUGUGGUCAAGGACGUUUCAAUGGAGUGGGACUAUGCACUGCCUUAUCAAACCUAUGCCCAAAUCGUGAUGUCUAUGCAUUUUGGGACCCUUUUCACCCUACUCAACGUGCUUUGGAGUUUAUUGUUCGAGACAUCUUUAAUGGAACCUCUGAGUUUAUGAGUCCUAUGAACCUUAGUACCAUAAUGGCCAUGGACACCAGCAUCUAAUAAAAGGCCUUCAAUUAUCACGUCAUCAUUAUUAUUUAUUUGGUGUCACUCCUAAAUACAAGAGGGGCAAAAAUGUCAUUGUCUUGUGAUUUGUAUGUUUAGAUCAAGCUUUUUUUUUAAUGGCUUAGAUGAGUUGGGAUCA